This is a messenger RNA of Anguilla rostrata (American eel), 1470 nucleotides long. RefSeq names its product neurotrophin-4. Gene Ontology annotation, biological process: regulation of neuron differentiation; memory; nerve growth factor signaling pathway. The transcript has a single exon. Gene Ontology annotation, cellular component: synaptic vesicle; dendrite; axon. Gene Ontology annotation, molecular function: nerve growth factor receptor binding; growth factor activity. Lineage: Eukaryota; Metazoa; Chordata; Actinopteri; Anguilliformes; Anguillidae. The record is from RefSeq and is a predicted model, not a curated record. The coding region runs from base 77 to 739 and encodes 220 amino acids.
GGAGGUGGGAGGAGAGGGAUUGAGGGCGGAGCUGGAGGCGGGCACAGAGGGGUCGAGGGCGGGGCUGGAGACGGGAAUGCUGCUGGAGGACUCAGAGCUGCUGUUUUUGGACGCUCACCCGAGGGUGCUGUUCACCCCGUCCUCCUCCCCCCCGAAGCACCCGCCCCUCCUGCUCAUGCUGGAGGCGGGGCUGCCAGCCUUGGGCGGAGAGAGAGGGGAACAGCAGGAGGAGGAAGAAGAACGGGAGGUGGAGGAGGAGGGCGAGCAGGACGAGGGCGUGGAGGAAGCGGCGGCCGGCGCCCUGAGGAGGAUAGAGGGGGCAGAGCCGGCGCGCCCCAAGUCCCGCCCCAGGCGAUCCAGCUCCGCCUACGACCGGAGGGGCGAGCGGUCGGUGUGCGAGGUGGCCAACGAGUGGGUGACGGACAAGAAGACGGCCAUCGACAUCCUGGGGAACACGGUGACGGUGCUGCCGGAGAUCCAGACCCCCCGCGGCCCGCUCAAGCAGUACUUCUUUGAGACUAAGUGCAGGCCGCCGGACGCACGGGGCACGGGCGGCUCGGGCGUGUCCGGCAGGGACUGCGUGGGCGUGGACAAGAAGCACUGGGUGAGCGAGUGCAAGGCCAAGCAGUCCUACGUCAGGGCCCUGACCACGCACCCCCAGAAGGGCGUGGGCUGGAGGUGGAUCAGGAUCGACUCCUCCUGCGUGUGCGUGCUGCAGGCCAGGGUGGCCCGCACCUAGGGAGAGGGGGAGAGGGAGAGGGAGAGGGAGUGGGAGAAAGGGAGAGAAAGGGAGAGGGAGGGAAAGAGAGAGAGAAGGAGAGGGAGUGGAGAGAGGGAGAGAGAGGGAUGGAGAGAGAAAGCUGCUGCCACGGUGACCAGCCAUGGCCAAUCACACACACAGUGGCACAGCUGUAGCCAAUCACACACAGAACGGCACAGCCGUAGCCAAUCACACGCAGAGCGGCACAGCUGUAGCAAAUCACACUCAGCCCAGGGUGAAGGGAAGUCUGUUUAAAAAGUGUUCAUUGUGCAAUCCAGAAAUAUUGAUUAUUAGCCAUGCCUCUCCCUUUCCGUUAGCAAACUGCUGCAUUUGCUCCUAGAGGCCUUACCUCAGCUGCUCCCCGGAUGCUGCCUGCUAGGCCCAACCGAAAAAGCUCAGAUUAGCACCUGAACCCUCAGGCCAGUCACCCCGUCCACUGCUGGGCCUCCUGGGGUUGGCAGCGUCACUCGAAACCCCUCCCUGACGCGCCGAGGUCCGAGGGGAUCAGAAAGGCAGAGAGCUUCGGGCUCGGGGCGCGGAGGAAGGCAGUUGCCGUGGAAACAGUGGCACUAGCUCACCUGGGCGACGCCCAGCUCCAUGGGAACGCGGCUACUCUUCCUCAGCGACUCGGUGACGUACGACCGGGUCGACCUCCCCAGGCAGAGAACGUUCAGACCGUGCCUACUUCCCUGGGCAGAGAACGUUCAGAC